CGACGCAAAUUUCCCCUCUACUUGAUCGGGUAUGACCCAGUGGGGAAGGUACAAAGGGCAGCCAGUGUGGGGGACUUGGCUUCAAUAGAACGGCUGAUCAACUGCCAUGGAUACCACGUGAAUGGCCAGUACACAAGGCGCAGGAAGUCACUCCAUUACGACUGUGCACACAAUCAUCCAGAUGUGGUAACAUUGUUAUUAUCCAAAAAGGCCUCUAUUGAUGUCCAGGAUGAUGAAGGCUGCACACCCUUGAUUAAGGCCACACAGAGGGGCAAUGUAGAAUGCAUAACUAUAUUACUGAUUCAGGGUGCUAAUCCUCACCUGAGGGAUUUAAGUGGGAAUACAGCCCUGCACCAUGCCGUUUCCAGGGACAACACAACAAUUGCCAGCAUUCAGUGUCAUCCCUAA
Peromyscus leucopus (white-footed mouse) is the source of this 408-nucleotide messenger RNA. RefSeq names its product ankyrin repeat domain-containing protein 7-like. Gene Ontology annotation, molecular function: protein binding. NCBI's taxonomy places the organism in Eukaryota, Metazoa, Chordata, Mammalia, Rodentia, Cricetidae. The transcript has 3 exons. The record is from RefSeq and is a predicted model, not a curated record. The annotation marks the transcript as partial.